CGCGACAUCUCGGCUGACCCUUCUUUCAGCCAGUUGGCAAUAUGGCGCCUACCCAACAAGAAGGGGUGAUGUUGGCUUCCACGCCGCUGGAGAGUGCUCUACAGAGCCCCACAGGGGCCGCUGGCGUGACCGCAUCGGAUCUGUGCGAAGCCACUUCUUUUAGCAAGCCGUUGGCAUCCUCCACGUCCCCUGCGGACACGUGCUCGCUGCAAAACAAGGCGCGCGCAGAGCCUGUCGACUUCGCUGCCCUGUACCAGCGAUCUUCGCGCGACUCGGAGGUGUUUGCGACGCUACAUACAUUGGGAAAGGAACUAGAGGAGGUCACAUCCGAGCACAGGGUGCAACAGCAAUCUCAGAGCUCGGUAGCGGACAUUACUGCGCUGAGAUUCGCCCCUGACCAGCUACAACAGCUACUGACGACGCAGGAGGCUGGAGGUGCUGAGAACGCAGCAGGAAAAGAGCAGACAUUACAGACCCAUCCACCUAGAGCGGCAGAAGCCAAGGGAAAGCCCAUGCGUCGCUUUCUGGCGUCGUCCGCCACGCCGUUCGUCCUCAUGGCGGCAACUGGCGGAAGACCCGGCGGAUUCACGGACUCGGAUGAGGAAAAUGACGCACAAUACCACAAGGUUCAGCAGCUUCGAUGGGAGGAGAAUAUUAUCUGGGGUAUCGAUUUUAAUGCCGAUGCUAAAGGAGAAAAAGAAGAUGAAGGAAGUGUCGAAGUGGAAGACUCGGUCGGAGGAGUCACACUGGUGCAGGAGGCGAAAACCACAACACAAGGAAAUAGCCGUGGAAAAGGAACAGAGAAGAGUGAUGGUGGACUGCAGACGUACAAGGAGCUACGUGCGGCGAGAGGACAGGAGACUGCUGUGUCGACGUUUAGUGGAGAGAACUUUGACAUGACCAAGCCACGUAAUUACCGUUGGGAGCUGGAAGAUUCAUCAAAGGAGAAGAAACAAGAAGAGAAGGCUGAGGAAAAUGAGCCGCAGGCGCUCCCCUGUCCGCUGAAUAAGGAGCUACAGGAUGACUCAUGGGUGGCUGCAAUUGGAUGGAAAUCGACGCAGGACAUGCCCGAGAGUAAGCUAGUGCUGGAUGAUAACGAUGCGUCGCUUAUCUACUCUGUCCCGGAGAUGGAGGACGUGCGUCCAACGUUGCGUAUUCCUGAACGGAAGCUGGGAGCUGCUGAGCAGCGCCUGGCACAGCUGGACAAGCAGCGCAUUGAGAAGAAACAGCGUAUCGACGAGGUAAUGGGCAACCUUGAGUUUGGUGAGGAGACUGCUGAAGGCCGACUGGGUACUGAAGGUAGCGGCAAAAAAUCGAAGGACACGCGUGUGGUGAAGAACAUUGGUUAUGUGCACCAUUCACUACCAGCUAUGAAGCUUUCGCUCACGAAGCCGGAGCUCCCCAAGACCAAACUGCGAGACUUCCACCGACCACGCGGCAAGUUCAAAAUUAACGAACGGCUCGAGUUCUUGCCACCACCUCCGGGCGCCGCGAAGUUGGCCCCGCAGGAAGAAAGUGCCAUGGUUACACAGAUUAAGAAGAGCUCCGACUUGAAUCCGACUGCUGGCGGCAAGUUGAUUCUCAUUGAGUACACAGAGCAGCACCCACCGAUGUUGUCAAAUCCAGGCAUGGCGUCCCGUAUCCUUCACUACUGGCGGCCACCAGAGGAUACUUCGGCUGGAUUGGGAAUUUUGGGUAAAAAGAAGGCUAGGAAGACACGCCCGAAACCACCAGAUAUGAAGAUGGGCCAAGUCAUUACGCUUGGCGAUCACGAUGAGUCUCCAUUCGUCGGUGAUAUUCCCCCGGGUCGAGUGGUGACGUCACUUAACUCGAAGCUGUACAAGGUGCCAAUUUUCCCGCACAAGCCGACGGUCCCAUUUGCCGCAAGUCCGGAUGCGCGUGAGCGCAACAACUCGGAUAUUUUUCUGAUGUGUCGCUCUAUCACAAAGGGUAAGAAGGGAGCUGCAGCAGACAAAUCGGGCGGCCUUGGAGUGCCAAAGACAACGGUGUACAUUAUGGAGUUGCCUGAGGUCUUUGUCGCAGGCCAAAUUGAACCUCAAAUCGAAGUCCCAGCACCGAACUCUCGUAGUGCGAACGAGUUUAUCCGCCCGUACAUGUCGUUUCACAUUCUUCGUCUGUUCAAGAAAGCGAGCGAUGGAGAACGACUCAAGAUCGAGGAUAUUGCGCGUGCAUUCCCGAAUCAGUCGGGCACUGCUAUCCGUAAGCGUAUGAAGGAGGUAGCUACCUUCGAGCGUGGUGGUAAUGAUUCAGGUUGGUGGAAGAAGAAACCGGCUUCGCAAUUGCAAAGCGAGGAAGAGAUCCGUGCAAGCAUUCCACCUGAGAGUGUGUGUCUUUACGAGAGCAUGAUGUCUGGCCACAGACGGCUGCUUGAUAUUGGACUGACCAAGCUCUUCACACCUUCUGGCGUGAAUGGAGCCAUCAACCAUUUGAUCCGGCGUCUUGAACUGCGCAAGAAUGCAUUGUCGACCCGUCUUGUGCCUGCCAAUCUCGAGAGACGGGCACGAGAGAAGGCGCAGGCCGAACUUUGGAAGAAGGACCCUGUGGUGCGCAAGCUCGAGAAAGAUAUUCAAGUCGCUCGUUAUAUUAACGAGCAGCUGCAGCUUACGCCAUGGAAUUUGACGAACAACUACGUGGAAUGCCACCUGCAGGGUAAAGGCUCUGGCAUGCUGCAACUUGGUGGCAUUGGUGACCCCACUGGUCGUGGUGAAGGUUUUAGUUUCGUCCGUGUGCCUCAGUCCCGUGCCAAGAAGAAAGACGGCGAGGAAGAUGCUGCCCCGACAGCGGAGAGCAAGAUUAGCGCAGAGACUGCUGCUGUGCAAAAGGCUGUGGCUGCCGUCACUGGUACGACGGCCGAUUUGCGUAAGCUGAAAAUGAAGGAGGCCGGUGAUGUGCUGCGCAAUCUGGGUCUGGCUGACGCGGAUAUCAAGAAACUUCGCCGUUGGGAUCGAAUUCAUAUGGUGCGUGAACUUAGUAGUCGUGCAACAGCCCACGGUGUGGCUGGUAGUUUGAGCAAGUUCGCUCGUGGUGCGCGUAAGUCUCUUUCAGCUCAGCAACAAGAGUAUCGCAAGAAGUGUGACGUGAUCUAUGAGCGUCAAAUGGAUGUGCUGAGCUCAACGAAGACGACGUUCUCAUCAGAUGAGGAAUCAGAUGGUGAUGACGAACUGGAUGAGUUGGGUGCUGAUGUCGAGGCUGAUAUCUUGGGAGGCACAGACACAAAACGUGGCCCGAAGAAUCUGUUCCGCAGUGGUGGUGGAGGUCUUAACCGCUCGAAAGAGGUGCUUGCAGAGCGGGAAGACGCUGUGGAGCUGCGUCGCCUUAUGGAGGAAAUGAACGAAGAUGCUGGACCCAGUGCGAGCGCCAAACCGACGAGCGCUGUGCGUCGUCCUGAUGUGGAUACAAACGGCCUGCGUAACCAGCUGCGCGCGAGUGGAAUUAGAGAAGGUGGCACUGGUGCCAGUGGCGUUUCUUCAGUAUCAGGCUUCGGAGCACGAUCAAAUAUGAUGUCUCGUGGUGGUUCGACAGUGUCAUCUGCGCUGGCAACGCCCACCGGCCAGCUAUCGCGAGUAUCUUCACCAACGCAUGGGAGUCGCACACCAGUCCCGUCGGAGCCACCCAGUGUAUCAAAGAAGUUUCCAGGUCGGAAAGUGCUCAAGCGUGUCGUGCGGACCAUUGAAGAGGACGGCAGCGAGACCGUCCGCAUCCAAUUCAUUGUCGAUGAUAAGCAGGUAGCUCGAUUCCGCGCGAUGCAGCAGCGCAAGGACCGUCAACAGAAAUCUGAUGAGCGCAACCAGCUUCGUAAGCGUAAGCGUAUGCUAGCAUUAGAGGAUGAUGGGAGUUUGCUGGACAAGGCUAAGAGACGCAAGCAGCUGCAAGAAGAACUCAAGCAACUAGCCAAGACCGAAGCGCAGAAUAAAGGUUAUCAAGAAAUGCUGAAAAAGGGCGAAUCUGCUGAUGGUGCUGACGGCGACGAAGCUGAUGAUGGUAGUGGCAAAGGAGUUAUUCGCUGUACGCAGUGUCUGCAGGUUGGACACAUGCGCACCAACCGCAGCUGUCCACUGUACAUGGCUGAUGAAGCUCGCUCAAAGAAGUCGGGGUCUUUCUCUGAGAAGCAAGCGAAUGCUAUGCUUGCGGAACCAUUGAAGCUUAAGGUGAAGAAGUCUCCGUCGAUUAUCAGUGGUGGUGACUCGAGUACCAAGAUCACGGUGAACCUCGCGGAGCUGCGUGAAGAUGCACGCAAACACCACGCAGAAAAAAAACGCAAGCGGGAACUGGAGGUGCGCGAGCAGGCAGAGCUGUACAAGAGGCCCUAUGCGAAGGGCGCUAUCAAGCAGAGUCGCUCGCGUAUGCCCGUGGAGUACGUCAAUAAUGCUCUUGAAGUGGUUGUACAGCGGCUGCUCGAAAUGCCAGAGAGCGAACUCUUCCGCUUGCCGGUGGAUGCCAGCACAGUUCCAAACUACUACCAGAUUGUGAAGCAGCCGAUGGAUCUGAGCACUGUUCGUCGCAAGAUCGAGGCGAAGGAGUACGACUCGAUGCGCGAAUUUGUCAAGGACCUGGAGCUGAUCGUCAACAACUCGCGCAUCUUCAACGGCGACCCGACCAAGUCGGUCAUCACAGCGAACGCUCAAAAGGUGCUUCGUCGCGCCCAGGACGAGAUGGCGGUGCUCAAUGCGGAAGGCGGUAUGACUCCAACCACGCCCACUGCUGCAACAACAGCCAUGCUGACGUAAAUGAGCCGACAUUUAUGCGAGAACAAGCAAACGUGACCGAAACACAACCAGAUGCUGUAGUGCGGAAAAAAGUAAAUUUGAAGAUCAUUUCAUUGCGAACAGCAUUGCCGCAUUCGGUUGAACAGGUAGCUUUGGCUUUCACACGACGCGUUCCUUUUUCCAGUGCUCGGGGCUGUUAUCUUGUUCAAAUCAAAGCUACUUAUUGACUUCGAUAUCGAAAUUUUGUCCAAUUAUUGGAAAAUGACCAUCUAGAAAUGUAGCCACUG
This is a messenger RNA of Phytophthora nicotianae INRA-310, 5014 nucleotides long. RefSeq lists its product as hypothetical. The record is from RefSeq and is a predicted model, not a curated record. Lineage: Eukaryota; Oomycota; Peronosporomycetes; Peronosporales; Peronosporaceae. Gene Ontology annotation, biological process: transcription by RNA polymerase II; RNA polymerase II preinitiation complex assembly. Bases 42 to 4748 code for a protein of 1568 amino acids. Gene Ontology annotation, cellular component: transcription factor TFIID complex. Gene Ontology annotation, molecular function: RNA polymerase II general transcription initiation factor binding; RNA polymerase II general transcription initiation factor activity; histone acetyltransferase activity. The transcript has a single exon.